UUCAGUGUUUAUAAAGAAAUCUUGAUUACAAAUUUAAUUUAUUUUUUGAUAAUUGUACAUUUUCCAUUGUCUACUUUGAAUUUUAUUAGUGUACAUUUCCAUAUUACAUGUUAUUCAACCUUGCUAUUUAAUUUUGUACAAGGUAAUGGGAAAAAUGUCUGAGGUUUCCAUUGCAAGCGUGAAAAAUGAGUUGUAAUAAACGAAAUAUAGAAACUGCAUCUAAAAUAAUACAAAAGAAAAAGAAGAGAAAUAAAAGAAAGACAAACAAAAAGAUAAAGAAGCUUUUUGAUAAUUUAAGACAAGACACAAAUUCAUCACAGGGAAGUGGCAGUACAGUUAACAAUGAAACCAAUUCUUCACAUGGAAGUAUUAAUACAGUUAUAGAAAUUGUUAAUUGUGUUGAUGUACCAAAAGAAGAUAUAAACAAUCCAGCCAAAACUGACACUGUUAAUAAAACUCCUAGUAAAGCUCAAAUACCUCGAUCAGACUUAAACACAUGCCCAUUACAAUGCUCUACACCAAAAAAUAAUAUAGCUAACCAGAAUGAAAAUAGAUCAAGCUUUCAUUCAGAUGUUUUAAAUUUAACUAAACAAAUAAAUGACGAGUCCUAUAUAACUAUAGACUUAACAGAAAAUAGCACUUUAGAUGCUACUCAACCUACAAUUAUUGAUUUAGUAGAUGAUUCAAAGUCUAUAGACUCAAAUAUAUCUAUGAGUGGAGACUCAGAGGUGACUGUGGUGAAUGUAAUAUCCAGAAAAAGAAAAAAUAAUCACAUGAAGAAAUUUGUUGAUGGCAUUGGGAAGAUGGAUUCUUCUGCUAGAGGAAAACUGUUAGAGAUCAUUGCUCAGAAAAUCUUUAGUGGCUGUGAUGGACCAAAGAGUUUACAUAGUUUCAGGAAUGGAAUUAAUCACUCAAUUCAAUCAGCAAAAGAUGCUUUCAUAAAAGAAGUAAUACUUCGUCAGGCUCCAUCCAGAAACAGUAUUGGCAGUAAUAUUUAUAAUCCUAGAAAAGAUAUAAAAAAUAAAACAGGUCUGCGUAUGAUUGUUAUAGAUGGAAGUAAUGUUGCUUUGCAACACACCAAGGGUAGAGUGUUUUCUGUACAAGGACUUAAAAUUUGUAUUGAAUACUUUAUAAGACGGGGACAUAUUGUUAAGUCAUUUGUGCCACAGUUUAGAUGUAAGUAUGGCAAAAGUACAGAUGGUAGAUUAUUGGAUCAGAUGGAGAGACAGGGUUAUGUGGUGUAUACGCCUUCUCGGGAAAUACAGGGACGGAUGAUCACGUCAUAUGAUGAUAGAUACAUAGUGCAAUGUGCCGCAGAAUUUGACGGCGUUAUUGUCUCCACAGACAAUUAUAGAGACCUACUGUCAGAAAAUCCAAGAUGGCGAUAUAUCAUAGAGAAUAGACUCUUACAGUUCACGUGGGUCGAUGACAUGAUAAUGUUUCCCAAGGAUCCUUUAGGCAGAAACGGGCCAACAUUGGAACAGUUCUUACGACAUCCGUUGCCAAUUGAAAUAAAAUAAAUUGUAUUUUUUAUUAUUCUGUUCAAAGAAAAUUAACGCAAAAUUUUGUUGUGUCAAGCCUAGUAUUGUUCAAUGAUUUUUGAUCACCACGAAAAAAACCAAAUUUCUGUCUUUUGAAUUUUGUUCAGUACAGCGUUCAAGAUGGGGUUUUUUUGUGGGACUAUUUUAACUGAUGCCUGCAAGAAAGUUGAUUAUUUGUUUUUCAUUCUCAUUUUUUAUUUCUACUAUUGGGCUGUAUGGUUUUCGUCGAAGCUUAAAUUAUCAGUAAAAGAACUUUAAGCGCGAACAAACUUGUAAGAAUUAAACUGAAUUUAUUAAAUACCUAGUGGUGGUCGUGUUUAUAUUUUACACAAAUUUUAAAAUUAUAUGAAAAAACUUACCGAAUAAUUUUAGGAUAUUGUGUUCCAAAUUUAAAAAAAAAAUAGUAAGACAAGGAAUCUAAAGACUGAAAGUAUUUAAUACUUUUAUAUUUUUCUUAUCUUUGUCUUUUGUUUGUUGAAGUUAGAUUUUUUAUUAGUGAUACAUUUUGGAUUUUGCGUGAGGUUUACAAUUUUUCAUACAAAUAUUUCAUAAUUUAAUUACUCAGCAGAACCACUAUUUACUGAAGAUCUGAAAGUGGGAUAAUGUUUGCUUGUGUAAGCUUCGAAACUACAUUUUACCUAUAUUUGGUACAAAAAUUAUUGUGAUUAUUAUAUAGUGAUAAGGUAGUUGUUUCUAUUUUUAUAUGCUUUAGAAAUAAAAAAAAACUCAUAAUUAAUAUAAAGUAAUUGUUGGUACUCAAUUAUUUUAAUUAAUGUCAGUGGAAUUUAAUUUCAGUUAAAUUAAAGUCACUGGAUGAGCUGAUUCAGUAAAUUUAUUUUUAUUGAUCUCAUUGUAUCUCCUAAUUUUCUACGAUCACCAGUUAACAUAGGUAUAGGAAUUUUUGAUUUUAAUAAAAAUAGAAAAACUACGUCUUGUAUAUAAAUAGUAGUCAAGUUGGUUUAAGCAUCAGGUAUAUGUUCGUGAGGCAAUUAUAGUAGUCCUCGAUGUUUAUGAAAAUGACGUUAGCUCAUGGUCACGUGACCAUUUCUAUAAAAAUUCAAUUUGUGUCAACAGACCAACCUUUCGCAAAGCAAGUAUGCCGAGGGCACAAAAUUCCUUGUUCUUGAUGCACAAAUAUUCAAGUUCUGUAUAUCAACUUGAGAAUCGACAAAGGGGAUUUUCAGUAACAUAAUACUUGUACGAAUAUAAUAUGAGAGCCGCCUACUAUCUGGCGUUAUUUCUAUUAAAAUUCUAAUAAAUGUAAAUAGUUUUAAUUUUCGUUAAUUUGUUUAAAAAUUUAAAAGAAAUACAUUAUUUUCCUAUG
This is a messenger RNA of Pieris rapae (cabbage white), 2865 nucleotides long. RefSeq lists its product as uncharacterized. Gene Ontology annotation, cellular component: cytoplasmic ribonucleoprotein granule; nucleus. The record is from RefSeq and is a predicted model, not a curated record. NCBI's taxonomy places the organism in Eukaryota, Metazoa, Arthropoda, Insecta, Lepidoptera, Pieridae. Gene Ontology annotation, molecular function: RNA endonuclease activity; mRNA binding. The coding region runs from base 186 to 1520 and encodes 444 amino acids. The transcript is spliced from 6 exons.